GACCACCUACUCACUCUCAUCCGUAGCGCCGGCAUAGCUUGCUCUCUCGCUCGGUCUCCGAGAUAGCGUAAGUGGCCUUCUAUGAUCGGACCGAGCUGACACGCUCUAGUGAUAGCUGUGUUGUCAUCUUACUACACCUCUAGUAGCACUAACAGUCACAAGAGACGUAACUCAACAAGUCCUCUUUGACUCUCAAGACUGAAGAUAAUAUUAUCUAGUUCUACAAUCUCUGACUUGCUGGCUGGUUUCAUCGAAGUCUCUUUCACAGUUCAGUCAUUCAUGAAGCAGUUCAUUUUUAUUUUCUUCCACAUUCCUCGCUUUCUCCCAUGCACUACUGACCGUUGCAGUUUUUACCCUUGUAAUCACGCUUGAACUUGAAGAAAAGUUACCUGCUCUAGUACUUGCAUAUCUUUAUCUCACAUCUGAGUAUUACACGCUUGCUUCUCCAUAAACUGCUUUUCUCACUUCUGCUGGAACUGUUUAAAAAAAGAUUACAAGGAGCGGAGAUGCAAGUAAAGUUGUAAUUUCUUUGUUACUUGGGGUAAACAAACUUCCCAAACCGGUGUGAGUUUCUCAAACCGGAACUUGUAGUAAGAUUCUGUAUCGCUUUGUACAUAACUGUUCCCGUUUCAUUGCGAUAUCGUGCUGAUUCGUGAUUCGAUAUCCUGUCCGAAUUGUCAGUGUACCAAAAGGGGCCGUCAAAUUGGCUGUUUAAAAAUAAAAGAACAAACUGGGUCAAUAGAUUUGAGUGAAUGUGGCUCGUAUACCUGGAUUUUGUGUAAACCCGUCGCAUGUUUUAGUAACUACAAAAGAACUCACUCGUCUUACGGACGCUUCGACAUUUUCUUACCUGAACUGACCAUCCACCCUGGUGUGUGCAAAGGUGAUAGUAGAUAGACAGUGGGAUACGUGGACCGUGUUGUGUGUGAACUCUGACCUCAUGCAGGACCCGUACUCCCCUCUGCUGGCACCAGGCACGGAGAAAACCGCGGUGACCUACUGGAACGGUGGACACAGGUACCCUCACUAUAUAACAGAGACAUCGUUUUCCACCAUGGCCAAAGACACCCGGGUCACGUUCGACAACUCCUCCCCCAACCCCAGCAAACAGAGCGGCAGAGGGCGCCACAGUCGCGCCGAGAGACAGAUCUCUUAUGAAGAGACGGAAAACUGCGUCAACGAAAUGAGCGAAUCGUUCCCCGGUUUGAGCAACAGGGCCCAUCGUCUGAUGAGGCAGGUCAGCGAAUCCUUCAACUUCCGGACCAUAAAAGUCGCUCUCAUCACCUCCGCCAUUUUGAACCUGCUCCUGGGGAUUCCUUUCGGGGUGUUUUUCGGUAUUUGGAUUUCCCAGAAGAACGAGGGGGCGUCGUCAUCGUCUUCACCUUCAUCUUCCCCGUCUUCAUCUUCCUCCUCAUCUUCGUCUUCAUCGCUGGUGCCCGUGGACAAUGGCUGGCAGAACAAUCAAGACUUGGGCCAUGCCUUGAUACCCGUCCACGGUUGUUACCCCUGCUCGGACAUAACCUCACGGGGAUUGAAGAACAGGGUCAAGGUCAAAUCCAGGAACGACAUCUGCUGUACAGAAGUGAAAAUUCCAGAGAUGGAUGGCGCCUCCUUUACAUUUUCGUACGCGAACACUAUGAGGGGAGGCGACUCAGACAAGCAGGGGUUCCCGUGUCGGGGAUCGGGUCGUGGCGAUCUCGGCUACCCUAUCGAGGCCACAGCGGCUGCUCACAUGAUGCUAGACGUGAAGCAGACGAAACUCAACAUCAAAGGACACGGACAUUCGGAAGAGUACCCGCUGUCCUGGAUUUCUGAUGACCCGGAAGGGGGCCUGAACUUCGUGGGUGAGGGCGUCUACUACUCCAAAGGCCAGAUCACCAUCAGGUCGUCUGGAAAGUAUCACGUGUACAGUCAGGUGACCCUGAGCACCACCGAGAACCCUCUGGACGAAGGGGACGCUGAGAAGAUCAUCGUUCACGCCAUCAUCGCAAAGUCCAAAGGCACGCCAAAAACGCUGGUGCUCUCGCAGGUGACCAUCAAGCAAAACGAGGUCCGGAGCACAAAUAUGGAGGGAACUUUCAACUUCUCCAAGGGUGAUGUCAUUUCUAUAUACGUGAGCCACCCUUCGUUUCUGAAAGACGUGCGACCUGGGAAUACGUUUGGACUAUUCAAGUUGUAGUAUUAGAGAUUGUUCGGUUUGUAUGUGUGUGUGUGUGUGUGUGUGUGUGUGUGAGAGAGAGAGAGAGAGAGAGAAAGAGAGAGAGAGUGAGUAGGUAUGUGUACAGUGUGUUUGUGUUUGUGUUAAAGACAAUGACGACUGAGACAAACAGAGAAUAUGAUGAUCAUGAUGCUAACGGUUAAGGCUGGUGUGUUGGCGUAUUGUAUGUGUGUCUGUGUUUGUGUGUGUGUGUGUGGGACAGACACAGAGAGAGAAA
Molecule: messenger RNA, 2435 nt
Organism: Aplysia californica (California sea hare)
Lineage: Eukaryota; Metazoa; Mollusca; Gastropoda; Aplysiida; Aplysiidae
Exons: 4
Coding region: 941-2179 (412 amino acids)
Biological process (GO): immune response
Cellular component (GO): membrane
Molecular function (GO): tumor necrosis factor receptor binding
Source: RefSeq, a predicted model, not a curated record